Lachancea lanzarotensis is the source of this 795-nucleotide messenger RNA. It is a transcript of the gene HIS6, whose product is annotated as LALA0S01e15060g1_1. Gene Ontology annotation, cellular component: cytoplasm. Gene Ontology annotation, molecular function: 1-(5-phosphoribosyl)-5-[(5-phosphoribosylamino)methylideneamino]imidazole-4-carboxamide isomerase activity. The transcript has a single exon. Gene Ontology annotation, biological process: L-tryptophan biosynthetic process; L-histidine biosynthetic process. The coding region runs from base 1 to 795 and encodes 264 amino acids. The record is from RefSeq and is a predicted model, not a curated record. NCBI's taxonomy places the organism in Eukaryota, Fungi, Ascomycota, Saccharomycetes, Saccharomycetales, Saccharomycetaceae.
AUGACUCGAUUUGUGGGUUGUAUCGAUUUGCACAACGGUCAAGUUAAACAGAUAGUGGGUGGUACUUUGAAUGAAGAACAGGAUGAACAGCUACAAACCAAUUUUGUUUGUGAACAAAGCUCGUCUUUUUACGCAGAAAUGUACAAAAAAAAUGGGGUUACAGGGUGCCAUGUUAUCAAACUGGGCCCCAAUAACGAUGAAGCUGCUCUGGAAGCGUUGAAAUCGUCUCCCAAAUUUUUGCAGGUUGGUGGUGGCAUCAACUAUGAUAAUUGUUUGAAAUGGCUGGAGAGCGCUAGCAAAGUGAUCGUAACAAGCUGGCUUUUCGAUUCUGAGGGCCAGAUUGUGGUGUCUAAUUUGCAGAAAAUAUCGAACCGUUGUGGUAAGGAACGCUUGGUGAUAGACUUGAGCUGCAGAAAAGUUGAGACAGCAGGCGAAAGCCAAUGGAUUGUAGCGAUGAACAAGUGGCAGAAACUCACAAAUGUCGUUUUGAGCAAAGAAACUUUCACAUGGAUGAGCCAGUAUGCCGACGAGUUUUUGAUUCAUGCGGCAGACGUAGAGGGUCUUUGCCGUGGUGUAGACGAAGUUCUGAUCGCUAAACUUUACGAGUGGACCGAGGAUCUGCCGCACUUGAAAAUCGUGUAUGCCGGUGGUGCCAAAAGCAUAGACGAUUUGCAACUUGUUGACAAAUUAAGCCACGGGAAAGUCGAUCUAACGUAUGGCAGCGCCUUGGACAUUUUUGGGGGCAAAUUAGUUACUUUCGAGGAUUGUUGCAAAUGGAACGAGCGAAAGGCCUAA